Messenger RNA from Contarinia nasturtii (swede midge), 5757 nucleotides. It is a transcript of the gene ana1, whose product is annotated as titin homolog. The coding region runs from base 114 to 5222 and encodes 1702 amino acids. Lineage: Eukaryota; Metazoa; Arthropoda; Insecta; Diptera; Cecidomyiidae. The record is from RefSeq and is a predicted model, not a curated record. The transcript is spliced from 6 exons.
AUCCAGUUGUAUUUGUAUAAAUUUUUGGUUGAAUUUGAAAUUGAAAUUUUUUUUUGUGCGUGGAAAAUUGUUGUAAAUUUUAUUAAUUAAGAAAAGAAGAUUCAAAUGUGGACAUGACGAGCAUAACAAAGCAUCAAUAUGAUUUUACAAAUGGUAAAUGCGCAAAUAAAGAGAAUGUCUUGUCUAACGGAAAACAAAGUGAAGUGACAAAAUCAUCAAGUGGCAUUGACAGCAACUUUGAUUGGGCCGAAAAAGAGGCAAUUAGCCAACAGAGAAAGUUGCGCUUGAUUCAGGUACGCCAACAAUCCAAGGAAAUUGCUGCUCAAGUGCGAGAAAAUGUUCGAAAAGAAGAACAACGUCAAAUUGAAAAUAUAAAUCGCAUAAAACGCGAUGAAUUAUUGAAUUGGCGCCAGAAACAAACGGGAAUUGUUGUGAAGAAUUACGAAAAAUGUUUGGAACAAAUUGGUGAAGCACAUCUGAACGCGGCCCGUGAAAAUGCAAAAGAACGUCAAUUUGAAGAGCAAAAGGUGAAAAAUCGAAAACUCGCAUGCAAACGUGGUAAAAUGGCGGCACAAAAACUUAAAGAAGAACAAGCUCUGAAAUCAGCAAAACCAACAGUGAAUAGAGUGAAACAGAAACAAGUGGUGACCAUAUCAAAGGCGAUUCAAAGUUCACCGGAAUCGGAUACAUCGACAACGUCAACGUCAUCAAGUACUAGUACAGAUGCAUCGGUCAUUUUUGUGGAAACCAAAAAGAAACCAGAAGUGAAGGUGAACAUUCCAACAAAAAUGCCACUUUCACCAAAACGAUCGGUGAAAAUGAAAUCACCUGCACGCACCGAAUAUAAUCCAUCGCGAUAUGCUUCGGCUAAUAAUAGUACGGCCACCGAUAUUUCAUUUACCGAUAGUCCAAUGAGUGAUGCACCACCAUUAAUCACCAAAGUUUCUGAUUUGUUGGGAAAAAAAUCGUCAAUUAAAGCCACUUCACUCCGAUCAAGUCCACACAUUGCAAAAACCUAUAAAUUGGACAAGAGCCCCGUUACUUGCCGAAAUAUAACCAGAAAAACGACACAAAAACCACAAAUAAAUACAGUUUCAUCACGUUUGUCUAGAGUUAUUAAAACACCAUCAAAAUCAAGCGGAAAAUCACCCAUAAAGGUUUUACCAGAAAGGAAGCAUUUUGUUCCCGAAUUUGUAAAAGCGAAGGCAUCAUCAAAAACAACCACAGCAAAUGCAUCGAUUCAAACGGCACCACAGCGAACAUCAAAGGUGCAAUUUUACGAUCAUGCCAAUAAAUUUUCAAGACAAUAUGACGGAAGCAUCGAUGUAAUUGAACGAGUUCAAAACGUAAUACCUCUUAGUGCGUGGGAAGAAGCCAAGAAAGACAGCGAAGCCGACAUAAUCAAAAGAAGUGAAUUAAUGAACAUGAAAAUAUUGGCCGAAAAUCGAUCGAAAGUUGCUUUGGAAAAGGAGAAAAUCCGUAAAGACUAUGAUCUAAUGUCGAUUCAGCUGAAAGAAAUAUUGGAUAAUAAUGACUUGGUUCACAGUUUUCUAGAGACCAACGAAAUUCUCUCGGAAUCCCGACUCAAACAGUUGGCCGAAGAAAAGCAGCAACUGAUGAAUGACGAAUUUUCUAAAGUUCUGAAGCAACCGGCCAUAAUAACGUGUCCAAAAAUUAAUUCAAAAACUUCAAAAUCUUCAACAUCCAAUCAGUGUGGCGAAAUAAAUGUUGCGCAAGCUAAGUCACAAAGUACCACGAAAUUGAACGCAUUAAAACAAUCUCAGAAAAAAGAGAAUGCAAAGGAAUUACAAAAGGAUGACACAACCUCUGAAAAUAUCUUGGAAAAUACUCAACCAUUUUUGUUAGAUUAUGUAAACGAGCGCUCGAAUAAUCUUUGUGAUGAUAUAAAUCGUUGUCGAAAUGACCACAAAGAUACUGAUUUCAAUCAAGGAAAACUUGCGGCUUUGCAUGAUUUACUCAAUAAAUUCAAUACAUUUCGGCGUAUUUUGUGCGACGAGAUUAAAGAAAAUAACGGCGAUAUAAGCCACAUCGAUGCCGAACGAUUCAUGAACGAAAUUGAUAAAGUGGAAGAAAAGAAACAGGAAAUAAUGAAAGAAAAACCAAUGGAAGAAGUAUCGAGUAGAAAACAAACAAAGCAGAAACAAAAUCGCGAACUUGAUUUGAGCAAACGUGAAAAACUGUUGAAAAUCAAAGAAUCGUGUAUUGAUGAAAAAGUUCGUGAAUUGUUUUUGCGCGAAAAGAAGAUCGAAGAACAAAAGAAAUGCUCGAAAAAAGAAGAUGCAAAAACAAGAAAAGAUAAAAAAGCGAUUGCCAUGGUUACGUCCAAUGGAGCAGAAUCUAUGGAGGACAUUCCAGUUCGUAUUGUGAUCAAUGUCAAUAAAAAUGAGCAAAGUAAGGAGAAAACCACGGAAGUCGUUGUGAACGAACUGAAAUGGAGUGAAAAAUUGAAAAAAACGUCAACUGAAAGUAUUCAAGCUGUGCCAGUAUCGAAUGGCUGUGGAAAAAUUUAUCCAAAAACACCAGCUGCCAAAACGAAAAUGGUAACCUUGAUAGAAAGAAAACAAUUGGACAUUUCAUCAUCGUCAACAUCGUAUACCUCUUACUUGAGCCCACCCGAUCAAAUGAAAACCCGUCUAACGGCAAAAAUGGAACAAAGUGCCAUAUCUUCAAAUGUGAAUGCUGCAAUGCCGUCGGAAAAUUCACCAGUUAACGACUCUGAGCUCUUACACUAUAUUAUUCGAAUGCUUGGAAUGUCACGAACUUCGAUCGAUCAGUUAAAUAUGAGUUCGGUUAGCACAGUGAAAACUCCAAAUUCAUCGAUUAUAAAUGUAAGCAAUAAUCGACAGCUCACUUCGUCCAGUUUGACGUCAACGCCAAUUUCGCAUUCAUCGUCAGUAUCCAUGGAGCAAAUUCAAUCAAUUGACAAAGCAAAGCUUCAACAACUCGCCAAAUAUUUGGCAGAGAAUAAUAAAUUGGCAACAAAACCACGCAAAGACAGCAAAGAAAGUGGUGCAUCUAGCGGUGUUUGGGAUGAAAUUUUAUCAAAGAAGAACGAACCGAAUUCCAAAUCGGAAAAAACGGAAAAUUCCAAAUCAAAACCAUCUGAACGGCGUGAAAACAACGCAAUGGUUGAAGAUUCGGAUGAUAAGUUAUCGAGAGAUGACUUGAUUGCCAAAUACGAUGAGUUAGCAGCGAAUUGUACCAAGCGCAUUAUCAAUUUGGACACAAUGAUUUCGAAGGUGCGAGAGGAAAAACAAAAAUUGCUGGAAAAUACACUUUCUUCGGCCAGCAGUUUGAUAACGGGACAAAAAGAAGCAACGGAAUAUAUGGAGUAUCCGCAACAAGAACAAAAACAACAAACAGAACAAAGCAACAACAAUAUAAGUUCACCGUUGUCAGACAGCAAGGGCACAAAUGCACCAUCAUCCGAUUUUUCAUCAACAAGCGGCACUGCUGAUAUAUCGAUGCCAAAUGAAAAUCGUGCCGGUCUAUUUGCGGCAAAGAAUAAACUACUUGGCGAAAGUAAAGACAGCGGUGUUGGCAUUUCCAGACCAGUAACAUCUUCAGAUUAUCGUGAUAGUCCCGAUUUAAAACAAAACACAAAGACUGUGGAUUCAGAGCGUCAAAGCAAAUUACUGCAAAAUGCAUUGCAUGAAAGUAAACGAGAUGCUUCAUUUGAACCACUUUUGAAAGACAUUCCCAGGGCUAAUUAUCGAAUUUCAAGUGGUGGACAAAUUGUAUACGAACAACCACAACAAAAACACCAAGCCGAACAAAUUCCGACACAUAGCCGAGAAAAAAUGGUCAAACCCUCACCACCUCCAGUCGCAAUGGCUAGAUACAGUCCACACAUGGAAGACGAAUUGCCACACGAACUAAGUACAAUAACUGAAAUUGAUACUCCACAAACUUCACGAUUGAACGCAACCGAUGCGACCAAUUUAAAUGAAACUAAAAAUAAUUCCAUAAAAUUGACACAGGCCGACGAAGCAUCCAAACUUAUUUACAAAGCAUUUCCACAGCUCAAGGAUUACAUUAAAUUAAAUCCAAAUACUUCGCAAGUUUCAAUGGCAAGUGCAAACGAUACUGAUCUAACCAUGGCUGGCACGAGUGCAAUUGCAAACGAACACGUGGAAAAAUUGUUAGAACCAUUUGGUUCUCAGGUGAACGAACUGAAAUACAAAACAUAUGAUGGUGAUCGUCCGGACGUCAACAAUAGUAGACAAUUGGAAGAUUCCGAGUUGCGUAUGAGUUAUUCAAAAUUUCCAACACAUUCGGAGUAUGCCAAAUCGGUUCCCGGUUUACUUGAUAGUCAAAGCUUGGACAAAGUGGAUCUUUCCGAUGAUAACUCAAACUCUAGCCUCCCGGACAUUGUGAACGAAUUGAAAAGUCGUAAAAUAUUGGAUCGUUCAUUUGAAGAGGCUAAAGGCAAUUAUGGAAAUUUAGAUGAUUUGCUUGUUGUGGGAAAUCCAAGGGCUAUAUCACUACUGACGACAGAGUCAACCGUAUCAGACACUUUGUCAGAAGAACUUGAACAUGAAUUGAAUAGCAUGGGAUUGGCAUGGGUUUCGACCGAAUUGAAAAAAUCGAAAAAAGUAUCUACAUCGCAAUCAUCCGAUUCAUCGAAUCAUGGCGAAAGACUCCAUCGUUCCUCGAAUAAACAACAAUCGCCAAGUAAAUUGAAAGCAGUUCAAAAGAUGAAUCAUAGCAAAGCAACCAAUGACAGUUUUGUUGACAAGAAUUUGGUGGCGACCAACUCAGGAACGGUAGAAGGCACGAUUACCACACAGAAAAGUGAAUCGGAUCAAUUGGCAAAAUCCAUUAAUCUUAAGGACUUUCUUGCACGUCAGUUGAUGAAACACAGUUCAAUGUCGUCGUCAUCAUCUGAUUCAUCGUUGGCCAGUAUUUUCUUAAAAUCAUUUUUACUUCAAUCGGAUGUGAAAUCACCAGAUACUCCACAGAAUCGUGGUAAGGAUAAACAUCGUACAUCGACCCCAGUUGAUCACAGUAGUGGCGAUGGGAAGGAUUCAAGCUCAAAAAAAAUGUAUCGAACUCUAACAUCAACAGCAGUGGGCGAGAUGAGCAAAAAUCAAACUGAAUCACUAACGUAUUUCUCGAAUGAAAGCCAUCAAUUAUCAUCGGUUCGCAUGAGCACUACGAAUUCAAUGUCUUCUACUCUAAGCGAUGAACGACAAAAUUGAAUAUCUAUGAUCUGAACAACAUUUGAAUUUAGCAGGAUCUGAAUCGUACAAACACUCACAUCCAAGAUAAAAAAAUUUAUUAGUUUUAAUAUGCAUAUAUUGAUUGCUCAACGAUACUUAAAAAGUCGCAUUUAUUACCACUUAAUUUAAGAAAAAAUUUAAGCUUUAGCAAAAAAGACGCAUUUAAAUGAAAUCGAUUUGACUGAAUUAAUCUUACAAUAUGGCAUUUCAUCGAAUUUUUAUAACCAGACCACAGUAUUUCAUGUACUUAUUCAACGCAAUUUUUUUUAUACAUACAUUUUUGAGAUUUUAAAUGAAAACAACGAAUUUUGUGCCUUGUGCUUUUCGAAUGUUUCAAACAAUGCAUGAUUUUAAUUGUGGAACCAUUUUCCCGAGACACAAAAAAAGAAUUCAGAAAUAUAACGCUUAAAAAAGAUUUUAUAAUUGUUAAACUUUGCUCAAUGGUAUUAGAUUAGAUUUAAUUUUUUAGCACAUUUAGAAUUUAAAAAAAUGCCAUAUUAUGUUCAAUUGUUCA